Messenger RNA from Hydatigera taeniaeformis, 876 nucleotides. The record is from the annotation of a GenBank genome assembly. NCBI's taxonomy places the organism in Eukaryota, Metazoa, Platyhelminthes, Cestoda, Cyclophyllidea, Taeniidae.
UACGCGCCCUGGUGUCCUGCUUGCAAUCUAGUGGCAGUGGAAUGGAGGCGCUUUGCAGAGCUCGCUCCCCAUCACGACGUAAAGGUGGCUCAGCUUGACUGUUCUGCCGAGUCAGCUGUGGCUAUGAUUUUCACCAUCACUUCACUUCCCACUAUAUUUCAUGUCAAAGAUGGUGUAUUCCGAAUUGUUAAAGGAAAACGGAAGACGGAACAGUUGCUGGACUUUAUAAAGAACCGUGAAUUUGAGCUUAUCGAGCCUACCACAUGGUCGAUCCCUCCAAAUGCUUUUUAUAUGUCUGCUGUUGUUCGGUUCCUCGAUCUCUGCCUUUCCAUCACUGUAAGAGUAAUCGCUGCUUCGGGUUUCGGAACUCUCAUUGAUCUCAAAGCCCACAGAAUGAUGAUAGGCUAUGGUGUACCGGCUUCCUUGUCAAUUAUUUUAGUCGGCACUGGUGUUCUUGCUUCAGGAGCUGCCAUUGGCAUGCUUAUCCUCUGUGUCUGCGAAUACUUCUGUCCACCGCGUCCUCAAAUACUCAAUGUUGUGGGUAUGGAGGGCGAUCCACCUCAGCCCAUCGUGACAAAGGAGACUGCUUGUCGAAUAUCGCUCUCCGUUUCCUUUUCUCUCAAGGGAACUAGUUCUCUUAGGCUUCCUAAAAUCCGUUUCGAAUUACCCAAUUUGUGCACUGCUCUAAAUUCAAGCUUCGAUGUUAUUACUGCCCAGAUUCCAAUUGUCAUUGGAGCGAGUAAGGACAUGGAACAGGACAGUGUCUUGGAUGACAGUGAAGAUAGCAGUUGGACCGAGGUCAAAGCACCGGAUGCCAAAGAUUGUGGCCAAACCGAUGAGCCUCUAGUACUCCACCGUCGGAAUAUCGGGAAGUAG